This is a messenger RNA of Paramuricea clavata, 817 nucleotides long. NCBI's taxonomy places the organism in Eukaryota, Metazoa, Cnidaria, Anthozoa, Malacalcyonacea, Plexauridae. The record is from the annotation of a GenBank genome assembly.
AUGCUCCCCAAGGAGCAGGAUUCCUUCAAAUCUUCAAACGCCUGGCCUCCUCCGAAUCCUCCGAUUCCAUUUUCUUCUUCAGAAGUAUGUGCAAAUCUAACUCCUCUUCACAAGAUCAGACCAUUUCGUGUCGGAAAAUUCUUAGUAGAUUCAGGAUCUCCAGUCACUAUCGUUCCAAUCAUCACUAGCGAACGAAAUCUUCCUGCGCAAGAUUCUGGUCUCUUAUCGGCAAACGGAAACCCGAUCCUCAUGUACGGCUCGACAGAUAUCAUCGUACCAAUCCUCGGAAAGUCAUACGCAUUCAGAGCCAUGAAGUGCGACGUUGUGAGACCAAUCCUAGGACGGGACUUCUUCGACGGUCCCGGUCGCAACCUAAUUCUUGAUGUCGCAAACCGCACUUUCAUCCACAGGAUUUCGGGAGAAAGGAUCUCCGUUUCCGCAGACGACGAAAUUGUCUGCGCUCUUCCGACGAGUUCAUCUUCUCUCUGUGUCGAAGCACCGCCUUUUCAGCCGAAGAGCUCCCUCAUAUCAUCAAGAGAUGUCGCUUCCCUGAAAUUAAAGGACUAUUCAAAUUCGAUCGCUCUUCAACCAAAAGGAAAUUUUCCCAGUUUAUUUUCUCCUAUACGAAUAGAGACGGGAGACAAUCCACCGGUCUAUUCGAAGUCACGCCCAUUGUCGGGAGAAAAAGCUGAUUUUGUUACGAAGAAAAUCAAUGAAUUAAUCGGGAACGGUAUCCUUGAAGAAGUCGAUGGUCCCGUACAAUGGGCUUCACCCAUUACUGUUGCGGCGAAGAAGGGGCCGGAUGGUUCCAUCAAAG